This is a messenger RNA of Anthonomus grandis grandis, 1625 nucleotides long. RefSeq lists its product as uncharacterized. Lineage: Eukaryota; Metazoa; Arthropoda; Insecta; Coleoptera; Curculionidae. The coding region runs from base 91 to 597 and encodes 168 amino acids. The transcript is spliced from 4 exons. The record is from RefSeq and is a predicted model, not a curated record.
UCCCGCGCCAUAUUUUAAUUUCAUCCCCGCCAUCAUGCCUUGGUAUUAGCCGCUCGUGGUAAUAAUAAUAGUAGUAGUAGUAGCGGUGGCAUGGGCUUGCGUUUCCUUCAAAAAAACAGAAAAAUGAAACAUUUCCUGUGGACAUCGACGGCUGUAUUAUGCCUUUUUACAAUUUCAGAAUGCCGGAAUUUGGUCAAAAGGGAUGCGAAUCCAAGCAUAGACCCUGUACAGUCACAUGAACAUAAUGACCUUGACCAUUAUCAGGACAAAAGGAAAGUUGAAGUUGUUGUAGGUGUUAAAAAUGCUGUUUUAGGAUUUGUGUUUGAUAAAAUUAAUAAAUUUAUCGACCACAAAACUGCUUGGAUAGACCAACUUGAUAAGCAAAACAUCAUCAAAAACAAAGCACAUCAUAUUGAGCCACCAUCUGAUCCCGUGGUAUCUCUAUCCAGCAUUUUAUCUAGCGCUAUCGGUUCCAAACUAGAAGCUGCAGCACCAUUACUCAACAUUGUAACUAGCAAACUUGGCAGUGGAUCUGGAUCGGGGUCAAACCAUGGAGGAUUUAACUUUGGUGCUCUUUUAGGAGGACAUAAAAAGUAAUUUAAUACUAUAGAAAAGGUGUUUCAGUUUCAGAAGUAGAUAUCACAAUAAAAUCAUUAAAAUUAAAGUAUCUAUAUAGAAUUAAAAAAAAUAAAAUUGAUUUUUUUGCCUUAUAAAAAAGGAACUAAUAGCCAGGAAUAAAAAAAAUAAUAUAACAAAAAGCUAUAAUAAGAUCUUAACAUUUUUCUAGUGAUGUCUUAUCCAAACUUUCAAUAUAAAGCAAGGGGUUAUUGAAACUAAACUAUAAAAUAAUUAAUUUUUCUUACUAAGAUGAUGAAGUUCCAAUUCGGUCAUUGUGAUCAGACCAUUUUUAUAACUCUAUUUUAUUUUAUAAUUUAAAGCAUUAAAUUAGACAUAAUUAUAUGUCAUAAUGGUUUAAUAGGUCAAUUUGGUUCACUUUGCUUUAAUAUUGUACGGUUUCAUUAUAUUUGCUGUUGAUUCUAUGUUUCUUUCAUACUCUUUUCUUUUUUUACUAAAGCGCUAGUCGCUUUUAAGCUAUUUAUUAUUUUUGUUUAGGAUUUUCUUUUUCUUCUGAAAUAUUUUUUAAAUCUUAUUAUAUACAUAAUAAUUAGUUAAUCUUAAAAUCUUAUUUGGUAACUACUUCUUCUCUCUUUUUAUCGCCGAUUUAGAUAACUCAUUAAAAAUCAUAUUUUUUGGCAAAUUCGAAUUAUCAAAUUUGGCCUUUCUGAAUUAAAUGGCUGACCUAGAUUUUAGUUUUCUCUUCCAAUUUUCUUAUAUUUUUUUUAUAUUCUUUUAAGACAAAAUGUUGUACCAUUUUAUUUAUUCGCAUAUUUAUAGUGAUUAAUAUACAUGCAAUACUUUCUUCGAAUUCCACAUAAAAAAAAUUGUAAUUAAAUUUUUAAUUAAAAGUGUACAUACAUUUCGCAUACUUUGUUAUUUACAUUAUUCCAGUUUGCCAUUGUCUAUUCUACUUUUGUAAAUAUUAAUAGGUAUUUGAAAAAAAAUAGUUAAAAAUAAUAUUAUAGUUGUAUAUAGUUUUUUAAUAAAUUUUGUUAUUUAGAACAUCA